Molecule: messenger RNA, 3528 nt
Organism: Panicum hallii
Lineage: Eukaryota; Viridiplantae; Streptophyta; Magnoliopsida; Poales; Poaceae
Product: probable LRR receptor-like serine/threonine-protein kinase At3g47570
Exons: 2
Coding region: 42-3311 (1089 amino acids)
Biological process (GO): protein phosphorylation
Molecular function (GO): protein binding; protein kinase activity; ATP binding
Source: RefSeq, a predicted model, not a curated record
UUUGUCCAGUACGGCCAGGAGCAACCUUUGAGCACCGUGCAAUGCCGCUGCUCCCAACCUCACGCAUCUCCAUCAGUAUUGUAACACUCUCAACACUCCUAUUAUCUACUAGUGAUGCCUUUUCUUCCGAUGAACAUGGAAACGGCAGCGACAUCGACCUCUCUACCUUGCUUACCUUCAAGGCUCAACUAUCUGAUCCGACCGGAAUCCUGGCUAAAAAUUGGACAAACGAGACAUCCUUCUGCCACUGGCUUGGUGUCUCGUGCAGCCACCACCACCGGCAGCGAGUUGUGGCUCUGGAGCUGCCGGACUUGCCUCUUCACGGCGAGGUCAUUCCUCAUCUUGGUAACCUCUCUUUCCUCUCUGUCCUCAACCUGACAAACACAGGCCUUACCGGUUCCAUCCCUCCCGAUCCUGGGAGGUUGCGAAGGUUACAAUACCUUGUUCUUGGUGACAAUAGUCUUUCAAGCACCAUUCCCUCUGCCAUCGGCAACCUCACCAGUCUCAGGGUUCUUGUACUACAGAAUAAUAGCAUCUCAGGGGAAAUCCCUGAGGAAUUACAGAGUUUGCGAAACAUUAGGCACAUAGACUUUCAAAUGAAUUUGUUGACAGGUUCUAUACCAAUGGAUUUGUUCAACAACACUCCAUGGUUGAACUAUCUCAGACUCGACAAUAACAGCUUGUCAGGGAUGAUACCGCAUCGUAUAGGCUCCCUGCCCGUGCUUCAGGUUCUUGGCUUGCAGGCAAACAUGCUCCUUGGGCAGGUACCACCAUCCAUCUUCAACAUGUCUAUGUUACAACUAUUGUAUCUUGGGAAUAAUCAUCUGAUAGGACCUAUUCCUGGUAACACAAGCGUUAGCCUCCCCAUGCUUGAAAUCAUGACCCUCCAUAUGAACAAUUUCACAGGCAAAAUUCCAGCGGGCCUUUCCCAAUGCCAAAAUCCUGAGGUACUUUCUCUAUCGGUGAAUUCUUUUGAGGGUAUGAUACAUACAUGGCUAGCGAAACUGCCAGCACUUGCAGUGAUAUAUUUAGCUGAUAAUAAACUCCAUGGCCCUAUCCCAGCUGCUCUGAGCAAUCUAACCAAUCUUGUUCAAUUGGACCUCUCAUACGGUAAUUUAUCAGGAAAAAUUCCACAUGGCUUUGAACAACUGCAUAAACUCAAGUUACUGUCGCUCCAACAAAACCAGCUAAGUGGACCAUUUCCUUCGUUCACCAGCAACCUGUCAGAAUUAUCUUUCCUAUGGCUUGAUGGGAAUCUUUUGACAGGCUCUGUCCCAAUGACACUUGGUAGUACAGGAAACCUUCUAUCAGUUAUUCUGGAUGAGAACAACCUUGAUGGUAAUCUUAACUUCCUGGCAAGUCUUUCGAACUGUAGACAACUCUCCCAACUUGGCAUAGGGGAGAACCAUUUCACUGGAGCUAUCCCUGAUUCUGUUGGAAAUCUCUCUCGUGAGCUAACAUGGUUAGUUGCAGAUAGAAACAAUUUAGUCGGUAAGCUUCCCCCUUCUAUAUGCAAUUUGAGCAGUUUAACAUGGAUAGACUUUUCUGGAAACCAACUAAGGGGCACUAUCCCCAAAACAAUGAUGGUGAUGGGGAAACUCGUUAUAAUGUACCUUCAAAGAAACCACUUCUUCGGGACAAUCCCAGCAGAGCUACGAGUGCUUAGGAACCUUGAAAGACUAGACUUCCAUGAUAAUCAACUCUCUGGCCCCAUACCAGAUGAUCUUGGCAAUCUCUCGAAGUUAUUAUACCUUGAUGUAUCUCAGAACCAACUAUCCUCAUCUAUACCAGUAAGCAUAUUCCAUGUGAAGGGUCUUGUACAACUUGACCUACAUCAAAAUAUGUUGAGUGGUGUAUUGCCAGAAAAAAUAGGAACUCUGUUACAAAUAAACAUCAUUGAUGUCUCCAGUAACCACUUGAAUGGUAGCCUGCCUGAUUCCCUUGGACAACUGCAAACACUAACCUUUCUAAAUCUAUCAAACAAUUUUCUAAAUAAUGCAAUUCCAGAAUCAUUUAGCAAAUUAGCAAGCUUGAAAUCAUUGGACCUAUCUCACAAUGAGAUCUCUGGUACCAUUCCAGCAUAUUUGACUCAGUUUCAAGAUCUCACCGGUCUGAACCUGUCAUUCAAUAAGCUAUAUGGUAGGAUACCAGAAGGUGGUAUCUUCACAAACAUCACAUUCAAAUCCUUGAUGGGAAACUCAGGUCUGUGUGGUGCCUCCCUUUUAGGUUUUCUCCCUUGUCCAAGCAACUACCACUCAACUAAGAACAGGCACAAUCUUAAAUUCUGGAUCAUUGGUGUCGUUACAUUAGUUGGAGUGGGAGUAAUUUGCAUGUACAUGAUAAUAAGGAAAUGGAAGAGGAAACUGGUGGCAGAUUCUAUUAGUGUGGUUGACAUAAAGGACCAUAGGUUGUUAGUCUCAUACCAUGAGAUUGUUCGUGCCACAGAUAACUUUAGUGAAAGCAAUCUGUUGGGUAGUGGAAUUGUUGGCAAAGUUUACAAGGGCCAACUGAGUGACGGCAUGAUGGUUGCAAUAAAAGUCUUAAACAUGCAGCUAGAGCAAGCUAUCACAAGCUUUGACGCCGAGUGUAAUGUGUUGCGCAUGGCCCGACACCGCAAUUUGAUAAGGAUACUCAGCACCUGUUCAAAUCAAGACUUUAAAGCAUUGAUUCUUGAGUAUAUGCCUAAUGGUAACUUGGAAACAUAUUUGCUCCCUGAAACCAAACAAUGUUUGGGAUUCCUAAAGAGGUUGGAUAUUAUGUUGGAUGUGUCACUAGCAAUGGAGUACCUACAUUAUGGACACUGCAAGGUUGUCAUCCAUUGUGACUUGAAACCGACAAAUAUUUUAUUAGAUGAAAACAUGACAGCUCAUGUGGCAGAUUUUGGAAUAGCGAAACUAAUAUUCGGUGAUGAACAUAGUGUAACUGCAAGCUCACUUGGAACCAUAGGAUACAUGGCACCAGAGUAUGGAUCUAAUGGAAGAGCAUCAACAAGGAGUGAUGUGUUCAGCUACGGGAUCAUGCUUCUUGAGGUAUUCACUGGAAAAAAACCAACGGAUGCAAUGUUCAUGGGGGGACUAAAUGUCAGGCAAUGGGUUAAUGAAGCGUUUCCACAAAGGCUUAUUAACGUUGUGGAUGUUUAUUUAUUGCAAGAUCUCCCUCAUCCCAUGGAUAAAUUCCUUGUGCCAAUAUUUGACUUGGGUUUGCUAUGCACCAGUGACGUCCCUGAUAACAGAUUGACUAUGAGUGAUGUGGUUGUGACACUGAACAAGAUAAAGAAGGAUUAUGUUUGUUCUACAACAAUCAAGAUAUGAAGUGAUGCUAGUUUUUAGAAAUAUCUAUAAGUAAUAUGUAUGAAUUAAGUAGCUCGUUUGUCAUCACACUUUAUAGCCCUCCAAUUUAUUGUGGCAGGAAGAUAGAAGUGUUUGCUAGUCCUUUUCAUGGGCCUAACUUGUCUUUGUAAUGAUAUUUUAUUGCACAGAUGCUAUGAAUUGGCUGUUGGAAAAAUCAGAUGCAAUUGGCACCAAUUAA